GAACACGUAAUUUCGUAAAAAUUUGCCUCAAUUUCGUGUGCUCAAAAUAAAUCUCGUCGCAUUAAAUCAAAACUUUUUGUUAAUUUAAAAUGCCUGAAGCGGGAAAUGUCUUUCAACAAGCCAACAAUAAAGAAAAUCAACCGUGUCGAACGUGCACGGAUUUCAAGACGUGGGCAAAAGAAAGAAGAAAUUUCAGUCUGAACGCAACUGAUAGCAAAUCACAAGUCACGAAAACGACGACGACGACUGAGAAAGCCGCAGAGACUCCUCGUCGCACAGAUUGCCCGCUGGAUAAAGAUCAACUGGGGGCAGCAACAUGGUCUUUUUUGCACACAAUGGCUGCCGUUUAUCCCGAGAAACCGGAAAAACAACAAAUUGAGGAUACGAAAAAUUUUUUUGGGCUGCUGGGACGUCUCUAUCCGUGCGAAUAUUGUGCCAAGGAUUUGAAGGAAGAAUUAAAAGCUGAACCUCCAAAACUUUCGUCACAACACGAUUUUUCACAAUGGCUUUGUCGAUUGCACAACAAAGUGAACGUCAAGUUAGGAAAACCCGAGUUCGAUUGCAGCAAAGUCAAUCAACGAUGGAGAGAUGGAUGGCUUGACGGAUCGUGCGAUUAAUUUUUAGACAUUUUUUUUUUAUUUUAGAAAUAAAUAAAUAGAUAGAACAAAACUAAAUUGAUGAGCAGAA
Molecule: messenger RNA, 687 nt
Organism: Culicoides brevitarsis
Lineage: Eukaryota; Metazoa; Arthropoda; Insecta; Diptera; Ceratopogonidae
Gene: Alr
Product: FAD-linked sulfhydryl oxidase ALR
Exons: 3
Coding region: 90-617 (175 amino acids)
Cellular component (GO): mitochondrion
Molecular function (GO): flavin adenine dinucleotide binding; flavin-dependent sulfhydryl oxidase activity
Source: RefSeq, a predicted model, not a curated record